Malania oleifera is the source of this 1314-nucleotide messenger RNA. RefSeq lists its product as uncharacterized. The record is from RefSeq and is a predicted model, not a curated record. Gene Ontology annotation, cellular component: ribosome. The coding region runs from base 464 to 1126 and encodes 220 amino acids. Gene Ontology annotation, molecular function: structural constituent of ribosome. Gene Ontology annotation, biological process: translation. The transcript has 5 exons. Lineage: Eukaryota; Viridiplantae; Streptophyta; Magnoliopsida; Santalales; Ximeniaceae.
AAUUCUCUCUAUCCAGCUUAGGGCUUUCUAUUUUAUGAACACUCAAGUCAUUCGUUCAGUUUCAGCAAUCAAAUGUGCGUGUGAGAGAGAAUAGUAACUCUCUAAAUCCCUAUUACUAAAGUUCCUCCCCGUCGCACCUCUUCUUACGACAUACAAGGUGGGGAAUUGAUCUUUCUCAUAGCCUCACAGGUCAUUGGAAGUCGAAAAGUAACGUCGCAAGUCAUCACCAUUUUAUCCCGCAACAAAAUUUGAAUUUGGAUUGAUUUGAAUAAAUUUCAUUACAAUUUUGUAUUAUAUUUUAUUAAAAUCUAAUACAAAUUUAAAUUUAAGGUCUCUUCAAAUAAAAGACAAUACUAUUUUUAACAGCAUAAAUUCGAAUCUUAAAUUUUUAUUAGACUGAAUUUAAAUUUUAUAUUUUAUCUAAAUUUAAUAUAAAUAUAAAUUAAAAGACAUCUGAAGCCCUAUGCCAUUUUCUCGUUUCUCUCGCAAUAGUAGUUGGACUUCUGAGCAUUGCGCCUCCUCUCCGGCGGCGAGGCCAGCAGUGAACGCCGCCUCCCACAGCCAGCAGUGUGCCUACCCCACCCCGGCCAGCAGUGAGCCUCCUCCACGACCGGCACUGAGAAAUCCAAAAUCACAACUUCUGAAGCCUGCAGGGGUUUGUAUUAGUUCAUUCAACAACCACAUGAUGAAUCUUGCUGGAUCACUAUGCAGAAGAAUGAAUCUCAAAGAGCUGGUCACAAAUAUUCCUGUUUACAGUAGUGCUAGUGAUGUCUCUGGAGGAGGAAUGGGUGUGAUUUUCAGGCGCUGGGCCACCAAAAAGACAGCAGGAUCCACAAAGAAUGGACGUGACUCAAAACCCAAGAAUCUUGGCGUGAAGAAAUUUGGUGGAGAGAGAGUAAUACCUGGAAAUAUCAUUGUUCGUCAAAGGGGUACCCGGUUUCAUCCUGGAAACUACGUUGGAAUGGGAAAGGACCACACUCUCUUUGCUCUGAAAGAAGGCUGUGUUAAGUUUGAAAAGCACAAGCUGAGUGGACGCAAGUGGGUGCAUGUUGAGCCCAAGGAAGGCCAUAUGCUUCACCCAGUCUACGCAGAUGCUGCACCGCCUCAGCUCCAGAUGACUGUGUGAUCUCCUAUUAUUUUGGUCUCUCACUGAUGUUGAAUGCAACUAUUGCAGCCUGAGCUCUACACAAUUCAAGUUGUGCUUUUUUAGGUCUUUGUAGUUGGUUGUGGUAUAUUUACUGGCUGGACAUGCAACAUGCACUGGCAUGCAUGGAUUAAGUCAUAAAUGGAUUUGUGCCUUUUCGACUUUUGCCA